UCAAAAAUGAAAAAACUGAACAUUUCAGACAAAGCUUAAAAUAUUUAGAUAGCCACAAGGGGGUGAUAUCAGACUUGACAAAUAAUUCAGCAACUCCUUUGGAUAUUAAUUUACAAUAAAUGAAAAAAGUAUGCUGGUAACGUUAGAAAUUAGUGUAUGGGAACAAUGAAGUUGAUCCCCACAAUGGUCAGUUGUGGGGUUUUGAAUCAAUUUCCUUCCCUAAUGUUCCCUUGUUUGGGCAGAAUAUUAAAGUAUUUAAAUGGUUUUGUCGAAUGAAAUAUUAGCAACACAGGCAGAAUGAAUCAAACAAAACUUAGUUUGCAUUUUCAAGCUCAGAAUUUAGAUAAACACACGCAUGUAACAUUGAGGCAUGACACAUAUGGCAUUUUAUCCUAACAGAGGAACAAAAAAUGAAUGCAUAAAAAAACCCUGAAAAUUCUUUAUGAGUUUUAGAAAAUAACAGUUUCAUACAAUAACUACAUUCAGUUUAACAGAAUCAAAAUUUGAACAAAUCCAGCCACAUUUGACGGUUUCUUUGGCCACAUUUCAGUAGGGGGUCUUUCUCCUGACGCCCCAGACAGACGGUCAGAGGCGGACAGGCGGCAUUAGCUGAAUGAAGGCGACGGGAGGAAGUGGCUGUUAAUGCAGCUCCACACCUUUCCGGUGUAGCAGCACUGCGACCAGCUACACUAAAAGGAGGAAGACGGCAGCCGAGUGAAUGUAUUCCUGUCCGGAGGGGGACAGAAAAAAGGGCGCCCAGAGUUGUAGGUGUGGGUAUUGGCGCCGGUGAGUCGUCGGUAGCAUUCCCCCUUAAGUCGUCCCUUACACCACGGCGAGGUCGCCCGGAGCGACGCUCAGAGGCUGCAGAGGGCUGCUCUUUCUGCUCGGGCAGCAGCCGGUGAGGAGGACCGCCACACGCCAGCACCGGCAGGGUCUCGUUGACGGAUGGUGGCUCUUUCAGGGGGGGGGGGGGGAUCCUGCACACGCUCUCCGCUGCUUGACACCUCUCACAGAGCUUUGCGUUUAGCUCAGCUGAACAAUGAACGUCCAGCCACCACUGCUGCCAAGUUCUUAGUCCGACUGUGUCAUGUUGUGUGUAAACCCUGAGAACAUCGUGAUACGCUAAAAAAAAAAAAAAUAUAACAUUAAAUUCCCCAGCCCCCAGCACUCUGAAGGAUCCUGACAGACUUUUAAGUGCCCCCCCCCUCCCACUCCUCAAUCCUGAUUGUCAGCUGCAAACAUGUGUGCACAUUUUUGACCUUUCCCCUAAGUCAUGCUGACAUCACUAAGCCUUCAUUAAAACCGGUGCUGCUUUGUUAGAAAAAUCCAGAACAGUACUUGAAACUUUUCCUCUAGAAAACAAAAGUAUUUAUGCACAAGAGUUCAAGAUGGGGAAGAUGCUCUCGAAAAUCUUUGGCAACAAGGAGAUGAGAAUAUUGAUGCUCGGACUCGAUGCUGCUGGGAAAACAACAAUCCUUUACAAACUCAAGCUGGGACAGUCUGUGACCACAAUCCCCACAGUGGGCUUCAAUGUAGAAACGGUCACGUACAAAAACGUCAAGUUCAACGUGUGGGAUGUUGGAGGCCAGGACAAGAUUCGUCCUCUGUGGCGGCACUACUACACGGGCACCCAGGGCUUAAUUUUCGUGGUGGAUUGUGCGGACAGGGAUCGCAUUGACGAGGCUAGGCAGGAACUUCACCGCAUCAUCAAUGACCGGGAGAUGAGGGACGCCAUCAUCUUGAUUUUUGCCAAUAAGCAAGACCUUCCCGACGCCAUGAAGCCGCAUGAAAUCCAAGAGAAGCUGGGGUUGACGCGCAUCAGAGAUAGGAAUUGGUACGUUCAGCCCUCCUGUGCCACCACAGGUGACGGACUGUAUGAGGGCCUGACGUGGCUAACCUCAAAUUACAAAUCUUAAUGAAUGAGUGCUGACUGUUUUAGGUCAAAUCACAGCAAAGUUGCAAGUAACAAAUAACUUCUCCAAAUGAGUAUGGUUAAGAAAAGUUGAUUAUCCCCCAUUUAUUUUUACUACCACCUUUACCCCAUGACUAAUUUAUCUUAACUGGGUUUGCUGGCUUCAAGUUUGCUUGUGCUCUGUAGCAGGCUUAUAUCUCUUUCCUUGUUGGGGUUUGCUUCAAUUGUUGAAUCGAUUGGUCCCAAAGCUGAAGCCACAGAGAUCACCACCUUUGCCUAUUCUUUUUGCUGUUUUAUAUAGUUUUUCUAAUGAAGUUUUUAUCUUCAUUCUUGGACUAAAGCUUGUUUGAAGGUUCUUUAGUCUGUUGCAUUGAACUUAAUCUUUUUUUUUUCCCAUUUGAAGAUGAGCUCUUUUGUCAUGUCUUGAAGGACUUUGACAUGUGUGUCAGCACAGUACUGUGACGAAAAGUAUUCUUCUCAUUGGUGUGAGAAAACGGGGAUAAGAAUGCAAAUAUAAAAAAAAAGAAUUGCUUACGUUCAUUGUCAUCAGAGGGGGAAAAAAGAUAUUUUCAACACAUUUUGCCCCCUCCAAUACCCGUAUGUGGGCUAUAUACUUACAUGAUUGACAUUUUGUGUCACGUCUAUCUAAUUGUGCUGAGUAUUCGACAAAUAGGCCUCCGGUAACUCUGAAAUGCGCUUGUCAGGAUGCAUUUUAAUUUUGGAUAACACGUAGCCAGUUGACACAAUCUUGCAAAAGGAAUGUCAUUCAGCUAUGAGCUCAAUCCGAUACCACAGUUGAUUAGUCUCAGUAUUGGGACAUUAUAUGAUAGCCUAUAUCUGUAGCAUGAGUACGUAAGUACAUUAACCCUCCACCAGAGUCCAUCUGUCAUGCAGUCAGAGGGAGCUGUGCACUGACCAGAUGUUUCAGGACACCCUGUGGUUCAGCUCUUACUCCUCUUUUGACUGGGGGAACUAUGUACAGAACAAUGUCAUUGUAAUGUCUUAUUAAAAAAGUGAUUUUAAGUCUCAUGUGUCUGUUUCUUUUUUGUUGUUUCAAGCGGCCUAUGAAAGACGGGAACUUGGUAUCCAAGGCGAUGAUUACAGUGUCGAUUAAAAUGAUUCUCACAAACAAAAGUAGACGUCUGAAGUUUUCCAAGUGCUCUCUUGGUUUUGCUGCUAUUUGGCAG
This is a messenger RNA of Menidia menidia (Atlantic silverside), 3099 nucleotides long. NCBI's taxonomy places the organism in Eukaryota, Metazoa, Chordata, Actinopteri, Atheriniformes, Atherinopsidae. The record is from the annotation of a GenBank genome assembly.